This is a messenger RNA of Paraglomus occultum, 960 nucleotides long. The record is from the annotation of a GenBank genome assembly. NCBI's taxonomy places the organism in Eukaryota, Fungi, Glomeromycota, Glomeromycetes, Paraglomerales, Paraglomeraceae.
AUGGCUUCCGUUCUCGACCAGAUCAAAAAGUGGACAGUUAUUGUUUCAGACACUGGAGAUUUCGAAUCAAUCGCUCAAUAUAAGCCACAAGAUGCAACGACAAAUCCGUCAUUGAUAUUGAAUGCGACUAAAAAGAGUUCGUAUCAGCACUUGAUAGAUUCUGCAAUUGAAUAUGCAAAGACGAAAUCUGGCACGACCGACGAUAAAGUUGAAUGGGCGAUCGAUAAACUGCUUAUUAACUUUGGCGUCGAAAUCCUAAAAAUCAUUCCUGGUCGUGUCUCUACUGAGGUUGAUGCAAAGCUUUCAUUUGAUAAAGAGGCUACAAUCGCAAAGGCCAGACGUCUGAUCGGUCUUUACAAAGAAGUUGGAAUUCCUAAAGAGCGUGUGUUGAUCAAGAUUGCAUCAACAUGGGAAGGCAUUCGAGCCGCUGAGGAAUUGGAACGUGAAGGCAUACACUGUAAUUUGACUUUGUUGUUCUCAUUCCCUCAAGCCGUGGCGUGUGCUGAAGCCGGCGUCACUUUGAUCUCCCCCUUCGUUGGCCGUAUUCUUGACUGGUAUAAAAAAGCUACCGGCAAGAUUUACGCUCCCGCCGAAGAUCCAGGUGUAAGUUCCGUGACCCGCAUCUAUAAUUACUACAAGAAUCACGGCUAUAAGACUAUAGUUAUGGGUGCAUCGUUCCGAAACAUUGGCGAAAUCAUAGAAUUGGCUGGAUGCGACUUUUUAACUAUUAGUCCCGCAUUGUUGGCAUCACUUAAAGAUUCUCAUGACAUUAUUGAGAGGAAAUUGAGUCCUGAAAAAGCUGCUGCUACGAAAGAAGAAAAGGUUACGUUUGAUGAGAAAUCCUUCCGAUGGGCCUUGAACGAGGACGCAAUGGCUACCGAAAAGCUUUCUGAGGGGAUUCGCAAGUUUGCUGAAGAUGCUACCACUCUGAGAGCACUACUUAAACAAAAGCUUGGAUAA